Messenger RNA from Staurois parvus, 307 nucleotides. Lineage: Eukaryota; Metazoa; Chordata; Amphibia; Anura; Ranidae. The record is from the annotation of a GenBank genome assembly.
AUUAAUGCUAGCAGCUUUAACUGCUGGCAACAAUUACCGUAUUUUUCGCUCCAUAGUACAGGAGCUGACCAGAGACUGCGGACAUAGUACAGGAGAUGACCAGAGACUGGACAUAGUACAGGAGCUGACCAGAGACUGCGGACAUAGUACAGGAGAUGACCAGAGACUGCGGACAUAGUACAGGAGAUGACCAGAGACUGCGGACAUAGUACAGGAGAUGACCAGAGACUGCGGACAUAGUACAGGAGAUGACCAGAGACUGCGGACAUAGUACAGGAGAUGACCAGAGACUGCGGACAUAGUACAG